Lepus europaeus (European hare) is the source of this 2099-nucleotide messenger RNA. It is a transcript of the gene ASB8, whose product is annotated as ankyrin repeat and SOCS box containing 8. Bases 142 to 1008 code for a protein of 288 amino acids. The record is from RefSeq and is a predicted model, not a curated record. Gene Ontology annotation, molecular function: protein binding. NCBI's taxonomy places the organism in Eukaryota, Metazoa, Chordata, Mammalia, Lagomorpha, Leporidae. Gene Ontology annotation, biological process: intracellular signal transduction. The transcript is spliced from 4 exons.
GCACGUCCCAGUCAGCCUUGUCCCGUAAACAGGGGUCGCUGGUGACACUUCUACUUCCGGGUCACGCUUGAAAGCGGCUGUCGGGAACCACCUAGGCCCGGGUCCGGUGCUGUGGAGCAUGUGAACACACUUGUGAGCCCAAUGAGUUCCAGUAUGUGGUACAUUAUGCAGAGCAUUCAGAGCAAGUACUCACUCUCGGAGCGCCUGAUCCGAACCAUCGCCGCCAUCCGUUCCUUCCCGCAUGAUAACGUGGAGGAUCUGAUCAGAGGGGGAGCCGAUGUGAACUGCAGCCACGGCACGCUGAGGCCCCUGCACUGUGCCUGUAUGGUGUCAGACGCUGACUGUGCAGAGCUGCUCCUGGAGAAAGGGGCUGAGGUGAACGCCCUGGAUGGCUACCACCGAACAGCCUUGCACUAUGCAGCAGAGAAGGAUGAGGCUUGUGUGGAAGUGCUGUUGGAGUACGGUGCAGACCCCAAUGCUCUGGACGGCAACAGAGACACCCCGCUCCACUGGGCGGCCUUUAAGAAUAGUGCUGAGUGCGUCCGGGCCCUCCUGGAGAGCGGGGCCUCUGUGAACGCCCUGGACUACAACAACGACACUCCACUCAGCUGGGCAGCCAUGAAGGGGAAUCUGGAGAGCGUCAGCAUCCUGCUGGAUUAUGGCGCAGAGGUGAGAGUCAUCAACCUCAAGGGUCAGACACCCAUCUCCCGCCUGGUGGCUCUGCUGGUCAGGGGGCUUGGAACAGAGAAAGAGGACGCUUGCUUUGAGCUGCUCCACAGGGCUGUUGGGCACUUUGAACUGAGGAAAAAUGGUGCCAUGCCGCGAGAGGUGGCCAGAGACCAGCAGCUGUGUGAAAAGCUGACCAUUCUGUGCUCAGCCCCAGGAACUCUAAAGACACUGUCUCGCUACGCCGUGCGCCGUAGCCUGGGACUCCAGUACCUGCCGGAGGCAGUGAAGGGCCUUCCGCUGCCGGCUUCUUUGAAGGAGUACCUGCUGCUUCUAGAAUAACCGGGACCAUCCCAGGCAGCUCCAGAACAGCACUUGUUUCUGUUGUGCCGUUUAUAGAUUUCAAGGCAAGGCGUCACAACAGUAACCUACCACCUCCCCUACCCAAAGCAAGCAACCAAACAAAAAAACUCUCACUUUUGUUUUCCGUUUAUUGCUUACUUGGCUUCUUAUAGUGCCCCCUGCAAAACAAGAGGAAAACACCCCCCCCCCCAACCCCCAUUCUCCCCAGCUAAAUCUCUCUGGGAAGAGGGAGAGUAUGAAGAGUGUGUGGGUUCCUUUGGGGGCAUGAUUUAACACUGCAGAGCCCUUCCAGAAAGCUCUUUAUAGAUCUGGGAAGAAGUUUCAGAAAAGCACAAUUCCAGCCCAAAGCAGUUGCACCUCCAGGAUGAAGAUGUGCAGGUGCAGAGUGGUGCUUUGUCAAGCGGCGCUCAGAGGGGACGGGCCCUUCCCUUCAUCUUUGCUGUGGGUGUGCCUAGGGCUAAUGGGAGUUUAGCUGUGUUACUUCAGAAAGAUUAUCUCGCUGCUUGCCACAUGACAGGUAGCAGGGUCUGUGGAGUCCUAAGAAUCCCUGCACUGCUGAGAACUUUCCCUUGAGUGCUUCUAGUGCCUUCGCUCCCUGGCAGCCACUGUGCACACGUGGCCAUGGCAUUUCCAUGUGCUUGUGGCAGCAGAGGGGUUGGGUGACCUGGACCCCUCCCUCUUGGUCACCUUCUUUCCCUGUGGAAAACUCGCUCUGCCGGUGUUCUUUGUCUUGUUUGGGAAUUCUGACCUGGGUGAGAGUUGCAGAGAAUGAGAAAAGAGCAUAGAGAGCAUUGAGAUGGCCCACCUACCCAAACACCGGUUUGGGUGAAUACAUAGCCACUGACACUGCUCCUUUUCAUGUUCCUAAAGGGGAUCCAAUCAUCACUGAUCUUAGAUGUUUGUAUGCAAAUUUGAAGAAACUUUUUUUUUUAAAACCAAUUGAAUGGGAUCUGCUGACACAGCUAAUUUGGAAUAGUGUGGUCUGUUUGUCCUUUGCCGUUGAUGUUUUUUGCCCAUUUAAAAAGAGAAGAAAUAAAUAGUUCUAAAGGCAAGUUUGGUAAUUUCUACAG